Messenger RNA from Aethalodelphis obliquidens (Pacific white-sided dolphin), 3125 nucleotides. It is a transcript of the gene PYGO2, whose product is annotated as pygopus family PHD finger 2. The transcript has 3 exons. NCBI's taxonomy places the organism in Eukaryota, Metazoa, Chordata, Mammalia, Artiodactyla, Delphinidae. The coding region runs from base 169 to 1389 and encodes 406 amino acids. Gene Ontology annotation, biological process: kidney development; spermatid nucleus differentiation. The record is from RefSeq and is a predicted model, not a curated record.
GGCUGGGCGAGAGUGCAGUUGGCCCCCGGGCUCGCCGACCCCGCCUCGCCGCACCUCCGGCUUGCUGCCGCGCGGGGGCCUGCGCCGCCCCAGCCUCCCCUUCCGGGCCAUGGUGCAACCCCAGGGCGCGUCUGUCCCCCGCCGCCGCUGACCCCGGUCCCCCACUCCAUGGCCGCCUCGGCGCCGCCCCCACCGGACAAGCUGGAGGGAGGUGGCGGCCCCGCACCGCCCCCUGCGCCACCCAGCACCGGGAGGAAGCAGGGCAAGGCCGGUCUGCAAAUGAAGAGCCCAGAAAAGAAGCGAAGGAAGUCAAAUACUCAGGGCCCUGCAUACUCACAUCUGACGGAGUUUGCGCCACCCCCGACUCCCAUGGUCGAUCACCUGGUCGCAUCCAACCCUUUUGAGGAUGACUUCGGAGCCCCUAAGGUGGGGGGUGCAGCCCCUCCAUUCCUGGGCAGUCCUGUCCCCUUUGGGGGCUUCCGUGUACAGGGGGGCAUGGCAGGCCAGGUACCCCCAGGCUAUGGCACUGGGGGUGGAGGAGGCCCCCAGCCUCUUCGUCGACAGCCCCCCCCUUUCCCUCCCAACCCCAUGGGCCCUGCUUUCAACAUGCCCCCACAGGGCCCUGGCUACCCUCCCCCAGGCAACAUGAACUUUCCCAGCCAACCCUUCAACCAGCCUCUGGGUCAAAACUUUAGCCCGCCUGGUGGGCAGAUGAUGCCAGGCCCCGUGGGGGGAUUUGGCCCCAUGAUCUCACCCACCAUGGGACAGCCUCCCAGAGGGGAGCUGGGCCCCCCUUCUCUCCCUCAACGCUUUGCCCAGCCAGGGGCACCUUUUGGUCCUUCUCCUCUCCAGAGACCUGGUCAGGGCCUCCCCAGCUUGCCCCCCAACACAAGUCCCUUCCCUGGUCCGGACCCUGGCUUUCCUGGCCCUGGUGGUGAGGAUGGGGGGAAGCCCUUAAAUCCACCUGCUCCCACUGCUUUUCCCCAGGAGCCCCACUCAGGCUCCCCGGCUGCUGCUGUUAAUGGAAAUCAGCCCAGUUUUCCCCAAAACAGCAGUGGGCGGGGUGGGGGCACCCCAGAUGCCAAUAGCCUGGCACCCCCUGGCAAGACAAGUGCGGGCUCAGGGCCCCAGCCUCCCCCAGGCCUGGUGUAUCCAUGUGGUGCCUGUCGGAGUGAGGUGAACGACGACCAAGAUGCCAUUCUGUGUGAGGCUUCCUGCCAGAAGUGGUUCCACCGCGAGUGCACGGGCAUGACUGAGAGCGCCUAUGGGUUGCUGACCACUGAGGCCUCUGCUGUCUGGGCCUGCGAUCUCUGCCUCAAGACCAAGGAGAUCCAGUCUGUCUACAUCCGCGAGGGCAUGGGGCAGCUGGUGGCUGCUAACGAUGGGUGAUGCUGGCGAGGUGCGCAGGAAGUGCAUACGUUCCUCCCUGCUCUUCCAGGGUGGUUGUUUUCCUGUCUGGCUCUUGGUCCUUGUUUCCACUGGCUUCCCAUCCCCAUGGGGCAGAAACACAAUGUCUCCUGGGGGCAGAAAAGGAACUGAGAUGGGCAGGCAGAAGAGCCUGGAUUGCUCACUUUUCUGGAAACUUACGUGUUGACAUCUACAGAGGUCCAGGAAACCAAAGCCCUGCCAAGCAGAGCCAUUUUUGGUGGCUGUCUUUGGAGGCCUAGGGGUGUGGCUGCAAGAGAAAAGAGGCUGGAGGAAGACCUGAAGGGCAGGGGUGUCUCCUCUACAGAUGAUGGAUACCCCCGACACCUGUGCCUAACACUCCUAUCUAGCCCCCCAGCCUUAGGUUUUGGAGUCCAGUAUUAAAGGUUUCUGGCCAGAGGAGUUGGGGGUCUCUUCCCAUCUCUGCAGUAGCCCUUUCAUGGGUGCUGGGAAACAGCUUUAGAGAAUAAAUGGAGAUUUUCCCCUUUUCUUACCUUCCCCUUGCCUCCUCCAAGACCUACCCAACUCCUCCCCCCUCAGAGAACCAAAUAGCUUGAAGAAGCAGGAGAGUACGUGGCUAUGGCCACGUGGCUUGGUGAUUUGGGGCUUCAAGACAGUAGGUAAGAGAUGCUGUCAGGACAUACCUUCCUCAUACCAAAGUCACUGGUCCUUUCUCAGACUCUCUUGUGCUUUUUCCCUAAUGACAAUAUUCUUGCUAAAAAUUGGGAUAUGUGGUCUGACAGAGCAGAAUAUUUCAUGUUUGGACUGUCCUGGAAGCCUGGACUCUGGCUGUACACCCCCCCAUCUGUUGCACAUUAUUCGCAGCGCUGGUCUUCAAUUUUUGGCGCCCUUACUUCCCUGCUUCCCUGGUUUGAUUGAAGGAAAGCUUGAAGAGGCGCAGAGCCCUUAUACCUCAUUUUUUCUCCUGAUGAAAGGAUCCCUGGCCCUGCCUGUGGGUGGGGAGGUGGCAGGACCCUUAUUGCCAUGGUACUAAAAUGCAAUCCAGAGCCUGGAUGUUUUUUGUUUCUCUCUUUCCCUGCUAUUCUUUAUAUCUUCUCCGGCCUGGUGAUCUAGCUGUUCUCAUUCCUCUCAGCCAGGGUCCUGCACUGGGCUUUGUUUUUAUUUUAUUUUGUAAGCACUGCCUGCCAGAGAUGGGCCAGCGGCCUGAGCAGGAGCCCCUCACAGCUGCUGUCUCUUCCUUACAGCUCGUGCACACAUUCCUCAGUGGGGUGGGGGAGGCAGGCUUGGGGUGUGGCCCUGAGAGGAGCUGGUGUUCCCCUGCCCCCACUUCUCCCGGGACCCUAGGGUGUGAAGAGAAGACAAAGGUAUACUGCAGAACUCUUGCCUGCCCAGGUGCAGCAUGCAGCCUCUGAGGCUGUGAGAAAGAAGGGAGAGGCCUCUGGGCCUCUCUCCAGUGUUCCCUGCCGCGGAACAGCAGAGAUGGCAGCCCCCCCCACCACCACUGCUGAGCUUUGUGUUGUGUUUGUGGUUCUGUUUGUCCCUCUUUUAUCGGUUGCUAUUUUUGUGGUCUCCCCCAUCUCUGCAUUUGGUAAGAUGGCUCUUGCAGGGGGGUGGGCGUGUCAGCUCAGUCCCUCUCUCCCUCUCAGUCCACUGCUUUUUGGAAGGAAGCGGGGGUGGCAGAGACGUGGUGGGGAAAGUUUUGUACGGUUGGGUUAAUAAAAUGACUUGGAAAAUCCAGA